AUGCCCAAGGCGCACUGUCCCGGCACGUGCCCAACCGUCCAAAAUGAGCGUCGCGAAGACUGCUCCCGCUGCCGUCGGCAUCAAUUCAUGCCGCCCACCACCGCGCCGCUGCGACCAACGGCGUCGUUCAUGCCACGCCUUUCGACGAUGGAGAUGGACCCCGCCGUCGCCGAGCCGUGGACUCAACCGUCGACGCGCCAAAGCACUUCUGCACCAGUUGGC
Saprolegnia parasitica CBS 223.65 is the source of this 222-nucleotide messenger RNA. RefSeq lists its product as hypothetical. NCBI's taxonomy places the organism in Eukaryota, Oomycota, Saprolegniomycetes, Saprolegniales, Saprolegniaceae. The transcript has 3 exons. The annotation marks the transcript as partial. The record is from RefSeq and is a predicted model, not a curated record.